GCUGCUGAAGGAACCGGCUUAGCAUUCAUUGUCUUCACUCAAGCCAUUGUUGAAUUGCCCGCUGCUCCAAUCUGGUCAAUUCUCUUCUUCACGAUGCUCCUUUCACUCGGUCUUGGCUCUCAAAUCGGCAUUCUCGAGGGAAUGCUUUGCACAAUUUUCGACAUCGAUAUUUUCAAGAGGAUCAGCAAGCCAUAUGUUACGGGUGUUGUCUGUAUGUUCUGCUUCUUAAUUGGUUUGCUGUUCACAACGGGCGCCGGCGAAUAUUGGCUCAAAAUGUUCGAUUCGUUUGCGGGAACAAUUGGACUUGUUGUUGUUGCGCUUUUGGAAAUGAUCGCCGUCAUUUAUGUGUAUGGACAUGAGAAAUUCACCGAAGACAUUUAUCAAAUGACGGGCAUCAGGCCAGGAUUGUAUUGGCAACUGACAUGGCGUUACAUUGGACCGACAAUAAUGGUUUUGAUUCUCGGCUCGUCAGUUAUCUCGAUGGUUAUGAAAAAUCCCACGUAUGGCGCAUGGAAUGCUUCACUCUCCUAA
Messenger RNA from Culicoides brevitarsis, 531 nucleotides. RefSeq names its product sodium-dependent neutral amino acid transporter B(0)AT3-like. The record is from RefSeq and is a predicted model, not a curated record. Gene Ontology annotation, cellular component: plasma membrane. Lineage: Eukaryota; Metazoa; Arthropoda; Insecta; Diptera; Ceratopogonidae. The transcript is spliced from 4 exons. Gene Ontology annotation, biological process: sodium ion transmembrane transport. The annotation marks the transcript as partial.